AUAGACUGCAUUACAGUCAAAAGAACACGUGCAUGAUGAAAUCGGAAUAACGGAUCAGAUUUCUCUGCCGAGCACAGUUCCUGCAAGCUGCUGGAGGAGCUGGGAGGUUUUAGGUGAUGAGGGGGAAGCCUUGAGGGGCAUCAUUCUACUGGAGGCAAAUUCCCACUCUUGGCGUGGAAGAUGAGAAUUUCGUGGAUGUUCAUAUUCUUUCUGGUUUGCAAGUUAUGUCAUACUGCUCAGCCUCAAAGUGACGCCAAGUGUCACUGCAACGAUAUUAUACUGAAGCGCGUGCCUGCAAACGGCAUCGUGACUGUGCCGUGCCCGCACACUCCAUCCGAAGAAGACGAAAUUAUGUUUUACCUUCUCAAAGACGAGGAGGUGAUUCACAACUACACGUGCAAACAGGCCAAUAACUGUACUGGAAAUAUAAACCUCGGUAUGGAACUUGACAAAAACAAUUCGAGUUGGUUUUUCACACUCAGAGGACGACCCAAAAUUAGCGGUCUGUACAGAUGCAACAGCACAAAGACGUACCCCCCUCCCCUCGAAAAAAGACAAGGCGCUCCUGUGCUUGUAAAAGAAUUCCCUCGCGUACCUGGAAGACCCACAACUAAUCUCCCAGACGUUUCAGCAACGAUACCCCCAGAAUUUCUACAAAUUCCAUGGAUUUGGAUAGCAGUGAUUGCACUUGUCAGCAUCUAUGCUAUAACGGCCACCAUCAUUGCACUCAUCAACUGGCACAAGUUGAAGAAGACCGAAUCCCAGAGUGACUACAUGAACACCAAACCCAUCGCGCCCAGGGACCGCAGGAAGAAAAGAGGUGUUCAGAAUAUACCGAAACACUUCUAAUCACUUCAGCGGAUCAUUUGCACAGCUUAGUUUAGACAGAAACAUGCGGGUACUGUCCUUUGCAGUAGCUUUUUUCUUAAUAAACACGUAAUUAUGAGCCAGUUUUUUUUUUUUUGUUUUGUUUUUAUAUCCUGUAGUGGUUGUGUGUCUACGCAGCAAAAGUAGCAUUCUUCUUUUAAAA
This is a messenger RNA of Archocentrus centrarchus (flier cichlid), 1030 nucleotides long. RefSeq lists its product as uncharacterized. The transcript is spliced from 4 exons. NCBI's taxonomy places the organism in Eukaryota, Metazoa, Chordata, Actinopteri, Cichliformes, Cichlidae. Gene Ontology annotation, biological process: regulation of T cell proliferation; T cell receptor signaling pathway. Gene Ontology annotation, cellular component: external side of plasma membrane. The coding region runs from base 181 to 849 and encodes 222 amino acids. The record is from RefSeq and is a predicted model, not a curated record.